Molecule: messenger RNA, 1482 nt
Organism: Spirodela intermedia
Lineage: Eukaryota; Viridiplantae; Streptophyta; Magnoliopsida; Alismatales; Araceae
Source: the annotation of a GenBank genome assembly
AUGGCGAUUUCCGCCUCAGCGGUCUCCAAGCCUCUCUUCCCCGCUUGUCCAUCGUCGACGUGCUCAGCCAGCCAUAGAUCUGCAGCGGCGGGAGCUGUGGCACUGAGGCCAGUGAAGGCGCGCCAUUCCUCUCUGCUUUCCUCUUCCUCUUCCCUCUCCCCCUCUCCUCUGUCGAAUGCGGCCGCCGGUGGAGAGAAGAGCUUGCUCGCUCCGCCGAGCAUCCACCGCCGGAGGGGGUUGACGGUGGUGAAGGCGGCGAGGGGGAAGUUCGAGAGGAAGAAACCCCACGUCAACAUCGGCACCAUCGGGCACGUCGACCAUGGCAAGACCACCCUCACGGCCGCUCUCACCAUGGCGCUCGCCUCUGUCGGCGGCAGCGCCCCCAAGAAGUACGACGAGAUCGACGCCGCCCCGGAGGAGCGCGCCCGCGGCAUUACCAUCAACACCGCCACCGUCGAGUACGAGACCGCGAACCGCCACUACGCCCACGUAGACUGCCCCGGCCACGCCGACUACGUCAAGAACAUGAUCACCGGCGCCGCCCAGAUGGACGGCGCCAUCCUCGUCGUCUCCGGCGCUGACGGGCCCAUGCCGCAGACCAAGGAGCACAUCCUGCUGGCAAAGCAGGUGGGAGUGCCCAACGUGGUCGUCUUCCUCAACAAGGAGGACCAGGUGGACGACCUGGAGCUCCUGGACCUUGUGGAGCUGGAAGUCCGCGACUUGCUCACCUCCUACGAGUUCCCCGGCGACGACGUCCCCGUCGUCGCCGGCUCCGCUCUGGAAGCCCUGCAGGCCCUCAUCGAGAACCCGGCCAUCAAGCGAGGGGAGAACAAGUGGGUCGACAAGAUCUUCGCCCUCAUGGACGCCGUCGACAACUACAUCCCCAUCCCGCAGCGGCAGACGGAGCUCCCCUUCCUGCUCGCCGUGGAGGACGUCUUCUCCAUCACCGGCCGUGGCACCGUCGCCACCGGGAGGGUGGAGAGGGGGAAGGUGAAGGUGGGCGACACCGUCGACCUCGUCGGCCUGCGGGAGACCCGCAACACCACGGUCACCGGGGUGGAGAUGUUUCAGAAGAUCCUCGACGAGGCCCUCGCCGGAGACAACGUCGGCAUCCUCCUCAGAGGAAUCCAGAAGGUCGACAUUCAGAGAGGUAUGGUCCUCGCCAAGCCCGGGUCCAUCACCCCCCACACCAAGUUUGAGGCGAUCGUGUACGUACUCAAGAAGGAGGAGGGCGGAAGGCACUCGCCCUUCUUCGCAGGGUACCGCCCCCAGUUCUACAUGCGGACCACCGACGUGACGGGGAAGGUGACCAAAAUCAUGGACGACAAGAACGAGGAAUCGAAGAUGGUCAUGCCCGGGGACCGCAUCAAGAUGGUGGUGGAGCUCAUCAUGCCCAUCGCCUGCGAGCAGGGGAUGAGAUUCGCCAUCCGGGAGGGCGGCAAGACCGUCGGUGCUGGAGUCAUUCAAUCUAUCAUCGAGUGA